UUUCUGAUUCAGAGCCAUUAGAGCAUUUCUUCUUUUCUGGCUGCUGGAAAUUCAGAAGCAUGGCAUUACCGAACCGUCAAAACGUGCCAAAAUUCGGAAACUGGACUGAAGAUACUCCAUUCACGCACGUGUUCGAGAAAGCGAGCAGGAGCAAGAAAGAUACAACAAACAUGUCUAACCCCAGAGAGUAUCCAGAAAUGAACCCAAACCAUUCACAAAAUCGAAACCAUAAUGGACACGUCCAGCCACCAAACCACAAUGUAAAACCAAGACAUGAAAGAUUCAGUAGCAGAGACGAAACAGAACUCAGACCUUUCGAGCCAUCUCCUGCACACAGUGAAAGAAACAACAGAGUCAGAGCUCCUCCAACACCUGAAACGUACAACCAUCAUCAAUCAUAUGGUGGUGGAUGUAAAUUCGGAAAUCCAUCGCAAACAAAUAGACGGCAACCAUAUGAUCCUCCUCCUCCACCGGUGCAACCUAGGCCAAUUCGCAAUCUUAGAGGUCGAAGCAGUGAAAGGGUCGCAACUAUUCCACCGUUUCCUGGAUCGGGUUCGGAUCAGAAUCAGAGUUACACACUCAUCUUUGACAAAGUGAAGGAAGACAAGAAACAAAGUGGGGCUUUGAGGUCUUACAAUGGAACCGCUCAUAGCACCCCGACUCGACCCAUUUACGACCAACAUCAUCAACCGCUGCCUUCUAGUCCCAAGGGUUGCUGCUUUCCUUCAUGGAGCCGAAAGGGAAGACAAUGAAGAUGAUGACCCUUUCCUUCUGUUUCAUAAUUCCCUCGUUUGUUAUUUGCUUCUGCUUGAUUUUUUUCUAUAUUUCUUAUAUAUUGAGACGUAACCAGUGGUUUUCGCUGUAAAUGCUUCAACUUUUUGCAACUCUUUUGUGUUUUCUU
Molecule: messenger RNA, 901 nt
Organism: Eutrema salsugineum
Lineage: Eukaryota; Viridiplantae; Streptophyta; Magnoliopsida; Brassicales; Brassicaceae
Product: RPM1-interacting protein 4
Exons: 4
Coding region: 60-752 (230 amino acids)
Source: RefSeq, a predicted model, not a curated record